AUGCUGCCAAAGCUCUAUCAACAUGUCCUGGCCUUGGUGUUUGCCAUAAAUGAGAUCAAUGAGAAUCCCAAGAUUCUGCCCAAUGUCACUCUUGGGCUCCACAUCUAUGACAGCUACCAUGAUGUCCAAAUGACCUGUCGCACCACUCUGGACCUGCUGUUUAAACUGCACAGAUAUAUUCCAAACUAUGAAUGUGGCGCCCAUAAUAACCUAAUGGCAGUCAUUGGAGGACUUAGCUUUGAUAUCUCCUUCCAGGUGGGCCACAUCUUGGCUCUCUACAAGAUUCCACAGGGGCUGCCCCUUUCAAUGUGCAAUGAUUACUGUCAGCCUGGUUAUCAGAAGAAAAAGAGGGAAGGGGAAAAAUUUUGCUGCUACAAUUGUAUUCCUUGCCCAAAAGAGAAGAUUUCAGACCAGAAGGACUCGGAUGACUGUAUGAGUUGCCCAAAAGAUCAGUAUCCAAGCAAUGACCAAGAUCAAUGUAUCCUCAAGAAGAUAAGUUAUUUGUCCUAUGAAGAGCCUUUAGGAGUUAGUUUAGGGUCCAUUACGGUUUCUUAUUCCCUGAUCACAGUCUUGGUUCUGGGAAUUUUUAUUAAGCACAGAGAUACCCCCAUAGUGAAAGCGAACAACUGGGACAUCACUUAUGCCCUUCUUGUUUCCCUUCUACUCUGUUUCAUCUGUUCUUUCUUAUUUCUCGGAUACCCUAUGAAGAUGACCUGCUUUCUUCGACAGUCCGCUUUUGGAAUCAUCUUUGUAGUGGCUGUUUCCUGUGUGUUGGCCAAAACAGUCACUGUGGUUGUAGCUUUCACGGCCACCAAACCUGGAUGCAGGAUGAGAAAGUGGGUAGGGAAAAGGCUGACCAAUUCCAUCAUCCUUUCCUGUUCCCUUCUUCAAGGAGUCAUUUGUAUAGUGUGGCUAGGAACAUCUCCACCUUUCCCACAGUUGGACAUGCAGUCACUGAAUGAAGAGAUAGUGGCAGAAUGCAAUGAAGGUUCUGUCACCAUGUUUUAUAUUACUUUGGGCUAUAUGGGAUUUCUGUCUAUCAUCAGUUUAACAGUAGCUUUCCUAGCCAGGAAUUUACCUGACAGUUUUAAUGAGGCCAAGUUCAUCACCUUCAGCAUGGUGAUAUUUUGUAGUGUUUGGUUGUCUUUUGUUCCAACCUACCUGAGCACCAAAGGGAAGUAUAUGGUAGCUGUAGAGAUCUUCUCUAUCUUGGCUUCAAGUGCAGCAUUACUGGGUUGUAUUUUUUUCCCAAAAUGUUAUAUUAUUGUGCUGAGACCAGAGCUGAACAGAAAGGAGCAGCUAAUAAAGAGAAAGAAUUAA
Messenger RNA from Heteronotia binoei (common prickly gecko), 1320 nucleotides. RefSeq names its product vomeronasal type-2 receptor 26-like. Gene Ontology annotation, molecular function: G protein-coupled receptor activity. NCBI's taxonomy places the organism in Eukaryota, Metazoa, Chordata, Lepidosauria, Squamata, Gekkonidae. Gene Ontology annotation, cellular component: membrane. Bases 1 to 1320 code for a protein of 439 amino acids. The record is from RefSeq and is a predicted model, not a curated record. Gene Ontology annotation, biological process: G protein-coupled receptor signaling pathway. The transcript is spliced from 3 exons.